AGUGAACGACGAUGCCGUAAAGCUAUGAGGAAAAGCUCAUUCUUGCUGGGGGUAGUAGCUAAUGGUUUGUUUCCUUUAAAAAAAAGUGGAACGUAAUUUUAAGUUCCAUUGUUUUGGACGGUAGUUGGACACUAAAGACAAAGCCAAGAAAGGCUUUUUAAAUAUCCGUAUUUGUUUUGAUUCGUGGCUCGGGGAAGGUUGGUGAGAGCCCAUCUCCCUCCCUCCUAAGCAUCUGAGCGCAGUUGAAAGAAGCAGUAGAAUGGCGGCCAUGGACCGAGAGAUGAUUCUUGCCGACUUUCAGGCAUGCACUGGAAUUGAAAAUAUUGAUGAAGCUAUUACGUUGCUCGAACAGAAUAAUUGGGAUUUAGUGGCGGCAAUUAAUGGAAUAAUUCCACAAGAGAAUGGUAUUUUACAGAAUGAGUUUAUUAGUGGUGAAACAUCACAGGAGCCAGUGUACGGUCCCAGCAGCCAACCUUCUUCCUCCUCCUCUUCCAAUUCUCCAGCUUUCUGCCCAAUAGUACCAUCUAGGCCAAUCGUAGAAAGACAACCAAGAAUGCUAAACUUCAGAGUGGAAUACCGUGACAGAAACGUGGAAGUGGUAGUUGAAGAUACCAACACAGUUGGUGCUAUCAAGCAAAUUUUAGAAAAUGAGCUACAAAUUCCUAUAUCUCAAAUGCAGUUGAAAGGUUGGAAGUCAGCUGAUGUAAGCGACAGUACUAUUCUGAGGUCUCUUCAUUUGCCUAAGAAUAAUAGCCUUUAUGUUCUCACACCUGACAUAGCUCAACCAGGAUCAGAUGGACCAGCAACAAGUCAGUCUAGUGCCCUACAGGAGUCAUUAAAUCAAAACUUCAUGUUGAUCAUUACGCAUCGAGAAGCCCAACGGGAUUAUAGCCUGAACUUUCCGGGCACCAGAACUGUACAAGAGGUAAAGCGUAACAUAUUUGAUCUCACAAACAUCCAUGUCCGUCACCAGAUUUGGGAAGGCUGGCCUGCCUCUGCUGAGGAUGACUCUGUUGCUUUGGCUGCUGCUGGGCUCAAUUAUCCAUGCCAUCGACUAACAGUUAGUAAAAGACCUUCACCUGCUCAAACCCGAGAACAUUCUGAAGAGUGCACUGAUGUUCACAUGGUCAGUGACAGUGAGGGAGAUGAUUUUGAAGAUGCUACUGAGUUUGGAGUUGACGAUGGUGAACUUUUUGGCAUGGUAUCUUCAGGAUCGAAGAAGUCUCCAAUGAUGCCCGAUGAUGCUGAAAAUGAGGGAGAUGCCUUGUUACAAUUUACUGCAGAGUUUUCUUCAAGAUACGGUGACUGUCACCCUGUAUUCUUCAUCGGAUCACUUGAAGCUGCCUUUCAAGAAGCAUUCUAUGGAAAAGCCAGAGAUAGAAAGCUGCUUGCCAUCUACCUCCAUCAUGACGACAGUGUUCUUACAAAUGUGUUCUGUUCCCAACUGCUGUGUGCUGAAUCUAUUGUCUCCUACCUCAGUCAAAAUUUUAUCACUUGGGCAUGGGACAUGACAAGGGAAUCUAACAGAGCAAGGUUUUUGAACAUGUGCACAAGACAUUUUGGCAGUGUUGUGGCACAAACCAUUCAAACGUACAAAACUGAUCAGUUUCCCCUGCUUCUUAUUAUAAUGGGGAAACGAUCAUCCAAUGAAGUUUUGAAUGUAAUUCAAGGUAAUACAACAGUAGAUGAUUUGAUGAUGCGGCUGAUGAAUGCCAUGGAGAUCUUCACAGCUCAACAACAAGAGGAUAUAAGGGAUGAGGAUGAACGUGAAGCAAGAGAAAGGGUGAAACGAGAACAGGAUGAGGCGUACAGAGUUUCUUUAGAAGCAGAUCGCGCUAAGAGAGAAGCACAGGAAAGAGAAAUAGCAGAGCAGGUGCGUCAAGAACAGAUUAGAAAAGAACAAGAAGAAGAACGUGAGGCUAUUCGAUUGUCCCUUGAGCAAUCAUUACCUCCAGAGCCAAGAGAGGAGAGCACUGAACUUGUCAGCAAACUACGCAUCAGAACACCGCGUGGGGAAUUCUUUGAACGGCGUUUCUUAGCAAGCAACAGGCUCCAAGUUGUCUUUGAUUUUGUGGCUUCCAAAGGUUUCCCAAGGGACGAAUACAAACUGCUGAGCACCUUCCCCAGAAGAGAUGUGUCUCAGUUUGAUCCUACUGAAACAUUAAUGGAGGUGAAACUCUAUCCUCAGGAAACACUCUUCCUGGAAGCAAAGGAAUGAAUUCAUCCAUGGGACUCUGACUUCCCAGAUAGUUGAUAAAAGCUCAGCUUAUGUCUAAAAGCUGCAAGAUCCUCCUUUGUUUUGUCCAGCCACAUGCCACAACUAUCUGCCUCUUCCAGAACCCCAAAAUCAACAUCAACAUCACCAUUGUAAAAUGCCUGUAUGCUGCCAACCUCACAAGAAUUGUAGAUGUUUACAAAGAUAUAUAGGAGGAUAGCAAUCUGUGAUGAACACUGAUUUACACCCUUCACACUAUUCUGGCCUAUGUUUAUUCAUCAAUGCACUAUUCAAAGGUGAAGUGAAUUAUAUUAGUUAGAAUUGGUUUCUUUGUACCCAUUCAACCACAAAACCUGUAUUACAAUUUGCCCAGUUUUUGGAGCAAGUGCUUUGAUUUAAAAUUCUGUAUUUGUUUUAAUUCAAUACAUACUUGAGACAUUGCUCAUAAAUGUGCAUAAUUCAAUGUCUGGAUUUCUACAUAAAGCCUAAUUUAUGAUUUCACAGUA
This is a messenger RNA of Carcharodon carcharias (great white shark), 2721 nucleotides long. It is a transcript of the gene faf1, whose product is annotated as Fas (TNFRSF6) associated factor 1. Bases 260 to 2218 code for a protein of 652 amino acids. Gene Ontology annotation, cellular component: endoplasmic reticulum; nucleus. The record is from RefSeq and is a predicted model, not a curated record. Gene Ontology annotation, molecular function: NF-kappaB binding; ubiquitin binding. The transcript has 19 exons. NCBI's taxonomy places the organism in Eukaryota, Metazoa, Chordata, Chondrichthyes, Lamniformes, Lamnidae.